Podospora bellae-mahoneyi is the source of this 1002-nucleotide messenger RNA. RefSeq lists its product as uncharacterized. The coding region runs from base 1 to 1002 and encodes 333 amino acids. The transcript has 2 exons. The record is from RefSeq and is a predicted model, not a curated record. Gene Ontology annotation, molecular function: ATP binding; ATP hydrolysis activity; ATPase-coupled transmembrane transporter activity. Gene Ontology annotation, biological process: transmembrane transport. Gene Ontology annotation, cellular component: fungal-type vacuole membrane. NCBI's taxonomy places the organism in Eukaryota, Fungi, Ascomycota, Sordariomycetes, Sordariales, Podosporaceae.
AUGUCAUAUGCCAUUGUUUUCUCGGAACAGGUACUGUGGUUGAUUCGAUAUUACACGGUGACUAUCCAGAACAUGACUGCUCUCCAGCGCGUUUGUGGCUGCUUGGAUGUAAGUACCGGGGCACAAGAGGCAAAAUCCAUCAGGGAACCAAGCAAAGAAUGGCCUUCGUCAGGCUUCGUAGAAUACCGCACAGUCUCUGCUCGCUACGCAGCCCAUCUAGACCCCGUACUUAGGAAUCUUUCUUUCCAAGUCUGGCCUCUGGAGAGGGUGGGCAUCGUUGGCCGUACUAGUGCUGGAAAAUCUCGUCUGGCACUCACUCUGCUGCGCGGCCUCGAGAUCGAGAGCGGGCAGAUUCUGAUCGACGGUUUGGACACCAAAACGAUCGAUUUGCACACGCUGCGCAGCCGGCUAUCCUACGUACCGCAAGACCCGACGCUCUUUGCUGGGACGUUGCGUCUGAAUCUCGACCCAUACAACGAACACACAGACGAGGAGGUUCUCGAUGCCUUGAAACGAGUUGGCUUGUUCGAUUCAAGUGAAGGAAGAGGGAAGUUUACGGAUUUAUCCUUCACUCUUGCAGAAAGGGGCUCAAACAUAUCCCAGGGACAGAGGCAACUCGUGUGCAUUGCAAGUUCUGUGCUGAAAGGCUACAAGGUAGUCGUCCUGGACGAAGCGACAGCGUCGAUUGACCAUGAGUCGGAUAUCAAGAUUCAGGCGUGUAUCCGGAGCAUGGAGGCCACUGUCAUUACGAUUGCACAUCGUCUACGUACUGUCAUCGACUAUGAUCGCAUCCUGAGUCUGGACACCGGGUGCAUGAAGGAGUGCGACCAUUCGUGGGAGUUGCUUCAGCAGAAGAACGGCGUCUUCAGGGGAUGUGUGAUGCGGCGAUGGACCGGGAAGAGUCGUUUGCACUUUCUAAGGCGGCAUGGGAUAGUAGGCAUACCGCCUGAUGUUACGGACCUCGCAUUUAUUUGUUUUGAAUGUGAUGAAGCAAGCUCAUGA